CCCCUAUUCUUCUUACCUUUCCUCAACUGAACAGUAAAAACAGGUUGCAUGGAUCUUCUCUGCAACGCCUACUCUAAUUCCUCCGAUGAAGAACCCGAACCCAACCCUAAACCAACAUUUAGACCCGAAUCCAGAACAGAAUAUGGAACUGUCUUUUUACCUCCUUCGAAGCGACCCAAACCCGACAACCCGCUAAAGCUUCAAAGUGAAGCUCCACUUCCUGGUAGAUACAUAUCCAAGAGAGAGCGAGCUCUUCUUCGUCAAGCUUCUUCUGCCUCUGAUUCGCCGCCGGACCAGAAUCCCAAUCCAUCUCUUUUCACUUCACCUGUUUUGGGAAGCAUUACAGAUUCUAAUUUACCCCGUGAUAUUUUGUCAUCAUUAAGAAAAGCAAAGGGUCACACACGGCAGAGCCAAAUAUCUGAAAGGCUUUUUACAUCUCUGCAUAGCCACACAAAAGCUGUUAAUGCUCUCAGUUGGUCACAAAGUCAUGCUCAUCUUCUUGCGUCUGCUGGGAUGGAUCAUACCAUCUGUAUAUGGAAUGUGUGGAGUAGAGAUCAGAAGAUAGCACGGAUAUUCAGAGUUCAUAAUGCUGCAGUGAAAGAUGUGAAAUGGUCGAAGCAUGGAUUAUCAGUGCUUUCAUGUGGAUAUGACUGCUCAUCAAGAUUGACUGAUGUUGAAAAGGGAAUAGAGACUCAGAUAUUUGAGGAAGAUCAGAUUGUUGGAGUUAUCAAGUUCCAUCCAGAGAACUCCAAUCUUUUCCUUUCUGGGGGAUCAAAGGGCCGCAUCAGAUUAUGGGAUAUCAGAACAAGAAAGGUGGUCCAUGAAUAUAUUCGAGGUCUCGGUCCAGUACUGGACAUUGAGUUUUACAUUAAUGGCAAGCAGUUUAUCUCAUCUAGUGAUGUUAGUGGAGGCAAUGUUAGUGAAAAUUCUAUUAUUGUUUGGGAUAUCUCACGGCAGGUUCCAUUGUCCAACCAGAGAGGGGCCUGGCACAAGAAUGAAUCCUUGUCGUCACAGUGCCUUGUUGGCAUUCCUAAUCAGGUGUACGUGGAAGCCUACACGUGUCCUUGUAUAAGGCAUCACCCACUGGACCCGUGUUUUGUUGCCCAGUCAAAUGGAAAUUAUAUUGCAAUCUUCUCCUCAAGUCCCCCAUUCAAGUUGGACAAAUACAAAAGGUAUGAAAGCCAUGGAGUAUCUGGGUUUCCUGUUAGGUGCAACUUCAGUUUGGAUGGUGAGAAGCUUGUAUCCGGCUCUUCAGACGGUUCUAUAUACUUCUAUAACUAUAGGUCAUCAGAUCUUAUAAGGAAAAUAAAGGCAUAUGAACAGGCCUGUAUAGAUGUUGUUUUCCAUCCAAUAAUGCCUAAUGUAAUUGCUUCAUGUGGUUGGAAUGGAGAGGUAUCCGUAUUUGAGUGAGAGCUAUAUAACUCUCCACUUCGUUCUACAACAAUUAUUGGUUGCUUAAAGCUGUACAAAAUAAGCAAAAAUUGAAAGGGAAACUUAUUGAAAGCGAUGUUGUGCAGUUUUAUGCUUUUCUGAGUGGAAAAGGAAUGAAUGAGAUUGUACUAAGCCAAAUAUGCUUGUAGUGUAACGUGCUAUUUUUCUGGCUAUGAAAAAGAUUGGUGUAAA
Molecule: messenger RNA, 1623 nt
Organism: Jatropha curcas
Lineage: Eukaryota; Viridiplantae; Streptophyta; Magnoliopsida; Malpighiales; Euphorbiaceae
Product: Transducin/WD40 repeat-like superfamily protein
Molecular function (GO): protein binding
Source: RefSeq, a predicted model, not a curated record